AUGGAGAACUCUUCUAGAGAACUUGUUUUUGUGCUUAAUGGCUUGAAUGAGACUAAAACAAAGAGACAGAUCUUUUUUGGUCUUUCCAUUCUUGCCUAUGUUUUCACCAUUUUUGUGAAUUUGACUCUGAUUUUGACCAUAGUGCUGGAAAAAAUUCUUCAUGAGCCCAUGUUCAUCUUCCUGUGCAAUCUGUGUGUAAACAGCAUUUGUGGCUCUACAAGUUUCUAUCCAAAGCUACUGAUUGACCUUCUGUCAGACUCUCAUGUGAUCUCAUACACUGCAUGUAUAAUUCAAAUAUUUGGAAUCUGUAUGUAUCUCUUCUGUGAAAGUACCAAUUUAUCAGUAAUGGCUUAUGACAGGUAUGUUGCAAUAUGCAAACCAUUAGAGUAUCACUCUAUUAUGACGCCUCGGAGAGUAGGAAUGUUGCUGCAAAUAACUUGGUUCUUAACUUUCAUUGAGACAAUUGUUGGCAUUUUGCUUAUAGUCAGGCUGCCCUUGUGUGGAUCCAGAAUUAAUAAGCUUUAUUGUUUUGAGUGGGAUGUGGUGAAGCUGUCCUGUAUUGAUAACACCUUAAACAAUGUAUUUGACUUUGUUAUUAUGGUUUUUCAUAUAUUUCAAUUCCAGAUAAUCAUAAUUUCCUAUGUCCUCAUCAUCCGGACAUGUGUACGGUCUCAAGCAGAGCGUAAUAAGUUCAUGGAGACCUGCCUGCCUCAUCUCAUCAUAAUGGGUAUCUUGGUUGCUUCUGCUACUCUUGAUUUUAUGUCAGCACGUUUAACCUCAGACACCUCUCUGCAGCCUCUCAGAAACAGCCUUUCUAUAAUGUACCUCAUUGUUCCUCCUAUCCUAAACCCUGUCAUUUAUGGACUGAAACUGAAGCAGCUUCGAAGGAUUGUGUGGAAAAGGUUCAACAGCAAAAUUACUGCACUGAAAUAA
This is a messenger RNA of Paramormyrops kingsleyae, 933 nucleotides long. Its product is annotated as olfactory receptor 1M1-like. Gene Ontology annotation, cellular component: membrane. Gene Ontology annotation, molecular function: G protein-coupled receptor activity; olfactory receptor activity; odorant binding. Lineage: Eukaryota; Metazoa; Chordata; Actinopteri; Osteoglossiformes; Mormyridae. The record is from RefSeq and is a predicted model, not a curated record. Gene Ontology annotation, biological process: G protein-coupled receptor signaling pathway; detection of chemical stimulus involved in sensory perception of smell.